Molecule: messenger RNA, 2100 nt
Organism: Morus notabilis
Lineage: Eukaryota; Viridiplantae; Streptophyta; Magnoliopsida; Rosales; Moraceae
Product: calcium-dependent protein kinase 17
Exons: 8
Coding region: 142-1758 (538 amino acids)
Biological process (GO): peptidyl-serine phosphorylation; intracellular signal transduction; protein autophosphorylation
Cellular component (GO): cytoplasm; nucleus
Molecular function (GO): calcium ion binding; calcium-dependent protein serine/threonine kinase activity; calcium/calmodulin-dependent protein kinase activity
Source: RefSeq, a predicted model, not a curated record
UCUCUUUCUCUCUCUAACUCUGUUCUUGUUUGUUUGUUUUUUUUUGUUUCUCUCUGUUACAACCCUUUCUUCAAAACCCAGAACCCAAUUUGCCAUUACUUCAAUACCCAGUUUCUUAUUUUCUUUUUCUUUUCUUCUGAAAUGGGCAAUUGUUGCUCUCAUAUUUGUACCAACGAGGGUCACCCGGAAACCAUCAAAAGAGACCACCAUUCAUCUCAAGAAAGCAAUUCAGCCAAUGUUCAUAAUGGACACGCCAAGGCCAAGGCCCCGGCUAAGCCCGCCACACCCUCGCCUUCCUCCGCCGCCACCGGGGCUUCCUCGAAGCCAUCUAAGCCCGCCCCAAUCGGCACGGUCUUAGGCCGCCCCAUGGAGGACGUCCGGUCGACGUAUAAUAUCGGUAAGGAGCUCGGAAGAGGGCAGUUUGGGGUGACGCAUUUGUGCACUCACAAGGUCACCGGAGAGCAAUUCGCUUGCAAGACAAUUGCGAAAAGGAAGCUUGUGAAUAAGGAGGAUAUUGAGGAUGUUAGGAGGGAGGUUCAGAUAAUGCACCACUUGACGGGACAGCCUAAUAUUGUGGAGCUCAAGGGGGCUUAUGAGGAUAAGCAUUCGGUCCAUUUGGUUAUGGAGCUUUGCGCCGGAGGUGAGCUCUUCGACCGGAUCAUCGCCAAGGGCCACUAUACUGAGCGCGCCGCCGCGUCGCUGCUGAGGACAAUUGUGCAGAUUGUGCACACUUGCCAUUCCAUGGGAGUCAUUCAUAGAGAUCUCAAGCCUGAGAACUUCCUCUUGCUCAACAAGAAUGAGGAUUCGCCCCUCAAGGCUACCGAUUUCGGUCUUUCCGUGUUCUACAAGCAAGGGGAAGUAUUUAAGGACAUCGUUGGAAGCGCGUAUUACAUUGCCCCAGAAGUGUUGAAGAGGAGAUAUGGACCAGAAGUGGAUAUAUGGAGUGUUGGUGUUAUGUUGUAUAUUCUUCUAUCUGGUGUUCCUCCUUUUUGGGCAGAAUCGGAGCAUGGGAUAUUCAAUGCAAUCUUACGCGGCCAUGUUGAUUUCACAAGUGAUCCAUGGCCCUCAAUUUCUCCCGGAGCAAAGGAUCUUGUCAGGAAGAUGUUGAAUUCAGACCCCAAACAAAGAUUGGCAGCUUUCCAAGUUCUAAAUCAUCCAUGGAUUAAGGAGGAUGGUGAAGCACCAGAUACACCUCUUGACAAUGCUGUAUUGAAUAGGCUCAAACAGUUCAAAGCUAUGAAUCAGUUCAAGAAAGUUGCUCUACGGGUUAUUGCGGGAUGUCUAUCAGAAGAAGAAAUCAUGGGAUUGAAACAGAUGUUUGAGGCAAUGGACACCGACAACAGCGGGACUAUAACGCUUGAAGAGCUGAAACAAGGACUAGCCAAGCAAGGAACAAGGCUUUCUGAACUCGAAGUUAAACAAUUAAUGGAAGCUGCUGAUGCUGACGGCAACGGGACAAUAGACUACGACGAGUUCAUCACGGCAACGAUGCACAUGAACCGAAUGGACAGAGAAGAACAUCUCUACACUGCCUUCCAACAUUUUGACAAAGAUAAUAGCGGGUUCAUAACGACUGAAGAACUAGAGCAAGCUCUCCGCGAAUUCGGCAUGCACGAUGGCAGGGACAUAAAGGAAAUCAUCUCUGAAGUUGAUGCUGAUAAUGAUGGGCGUAUCAACUAUGAUGAAUUUGUGGCUAUGAUGAGAAAAGGAAAUCCCGAUGGAAACCCAAAGAAGCGACGUGAUGAUGUAUUUGUUUGAUUAUGCAGGUUGGUGCAGAUUUUACAAUUCAAAAAAUCAAGGGGAAGAAAAAAAAAAGAAGAGAAAAAAACAUUCAUCUGAACUUCACAGCUUGGAUUUCAAUGGUGGAUCAGAGAUUUGAUUAUAUGGUAAAAGCUCCUUAUACAGUGACUGUCAAAAAGAAAGGGAAAUGGCGGUCAAAGUGGUUGAUGGGUUUGUUUUUCUCUCUCUUUUAGGAAAAAAAAAGAAGAUUAUUUAGGUUUGUAAUCUUUGUUCAUGUGUGUACUAUAUCAGCUUCUCCUCUCUUGCUUCUAACAUGUAAGAAGAUUGUAACAUGUCACUAAAUUAUGUGAAAGAAAAAGG